Molecule: messenger RNA, 4028 nt
Organism: Trichoplusia ni (cabbage looper)
Lineage: Eukaryota; Metazoa; Arthropoda; Insecta; Lepidoptera; Noctuidae
Product: 5-oxoprolinase
Exons: 29
Coding region: 148-4026 (1292 amino acids)
Biological process (GO): glutathione metabolic process
Cellular component (GO): cytosol
Molecular function (GO): 5-oxoprolinase (ATP-hydrolyzing) activity
Source: RefSeq, a predicted model, not a curated record
UAGAAUAAUUAUGUACUUCUUGUCUGUUCUUUGAUAAAGUUGUCUCGUAGUAAACAUUAGUUAUCAUUAAAGAGUAUUUACGCUGCGGCAGAGGCAACGUACCGCAGUUUCAUCCAGUCCGCGAAAUAUAUAAGAGAUAUCCCCACCAUGGCCCCCCAACCCGGCUUCCAGUUCGCCAUAGACCGCGGCGGCACGUUCACCGACGUGUACGCGCGCUGUCCUAGCGGGAAGGUGCGCGUCAUGAAGCUGCUGUCUGUCGACCCCCAGAACUAUGAUGACGCGCCCAGGGAGGCUAUCAGGAGGAUAUUGCAGGAGGAAACCGGUAACGCCUUAGACAAGGAUGGUAAAGUCAAUUCAUCUCUAAUAGAAUCAAUCAGAAUGGGUACUACUGUUGCUACAAAUGCGCUUCUAGAGAGGAAGGGCGCUAAGAUGGCGCUGGUUAUCAACAAGGGCUUCAAAGAUCUGCUGUACAUAGGCAAUCAGGCGAGACCUAAUAUAUUUCAAUUGGACAUAAAACGCCCAGGAGUACUAUACACAGAUGUAAUAGAAGUAGACUGCAGAGUGAUCCCAGCGCUAGAAGACCGCUGCCAAAUAGAGAAGACCGGGAAGAACUGGAAACAAGUAGUGGGGACCACGGGAGAGAAGAUGUUGAUCGUGAAAGAGUUGGAGGAAGAAGAGAUCAGAAGAGACUUGGUGGAGUUGAAGAAGAAGGGGAUUGAGAGUGUGGCGGUCGUGUUGGCUCAUAGUUAUACCUUCCACGAUCAUGAGUUGCAGAUUGGGAAGAUAGCUAAUGAGAUUGGUUUCAAGCAAGUAUCCCUCUCCCAUGCGGUGACUUCCAUGGUCCGCAUGGUCCCGCGCGGGUUCACGGCCUCAGCCGAUGCGUACCUCACUCCUCACAUCAAGGAGUAUGUCAGGGGCUUUGCAGACGGUUUCACUGAUGGCCUGAAGGGAUCCAAUGUACUGUUCAUGCAGUCCGAUGGAGGGUUGACGCCAAUGAAUAUGUUCAAUGGAUCGAGAGCUAUUCUGUCGGGACCGGCGGGCGGAGUUGUGGGCUACGCCAUGACGGCCUACCAGAAGGAAACUGGAUUACCAGUCAUAGGUUUCGACAUGGGAGGUACUUCCACCGACGUGUCAAGAUACGCUGGUGCAUUAGAACAUGUUCACGAGGCCACCACAGCUGGAGUCACGAUACAAGCGCCACAAUUAGAUAUAAACACAGUAGCGGCGGGGGGCGGGUCCAUGCUGGUGUUCCGCGCGGGGCUGCUGCUGGCGGGCCCGCAGUCGGCGGGCGCGCAGCCGGGGCCCGCCUGCUACCGCAAGGGGGGGCCGCUCACCGUCACUGAUGCUAACCUGCUGCUUGGCCGAUUACUCCCCGAAUACUUCCCGAAAAUCUUCGGUCCUACUGAAAAGGAGGCUUUAGACAAAGAAGCAACGGUCACAGCCUUCAAGAAGAUCACUGAAGAAAUCAACCAGUUCCUGAAGCAAGAUGGCGGCAAAGAGAUGACAAUGGAAGAAGUGGCAAUGGGUUUCAUCAACGUUGCAAAUGAAGCUAUGUGCAGACCAAUUAGAGCGUUAACCACAGCUCGUGGUCACGACGCCUCACAACACGUGUUGGCUUGUUUCGGCGGCGCGGGAGGGCAACACGCCUGCAGCGUUGCUAGGCAACUGGGAAUCUCAACUGUACUCAUUCAUAAGUAUGCUGGCAUACUAUCGGCAUACGGCAUGGCGUUAGCGCAUAUAGUGCAAGAAGAACAACAGCCCGCAGCCGCUUUGUACAGACCAGAUGCGUUCGAAGAGCUAGACAGACAGCUGGAUGUGCUAGCCGCUGUCGCGAGGGACAAGUUGAAGAAACAGGGUAUACCAGAGUCCCAGAUAAUAACCGAGCCAUACCUACACCUGCGCUACGCGGGCACUGACUGCGCGCUCAUGGUGUCUCCCGUACAGCAGGACUCGCCUACAGCCUGCAAACAUGGCGACUUCUAUACUGCGUUUGUUAAUAGGUACAAGAGCGAGUUCGGCUUCACUCUAUCGCAGCGCGACGUCAUAGUUGAUGACGUACGAGUCCGCGGCGUCGGCAUGAGUACAGUGCCUGUAGAUGUAGCGCCACCUAGCGGGAAAGGGACAACACCAGUGCCAGAAAAGGCAACCAAGGUGUACUUCGAAGGUGGGUACCGCGACACAUCUAUAUACCUGCUGGAGAACCUCAAACCGGAGCAAGUGGUACAGGGUCCAGCCAUCAUCAUGGACAGUCUGUCUACCAUACUUGUGGAGCCAGAUUGCCGUGCAGAGAUAUCGACAUACGGCGAUAUCCGCAUCGUGAUAGGCUCCGGCCAACCCAAGCGGGUCACAACUGCGCUCGAGUCGGUACAACUGAGCAUCUUCAGCCAUCGGUUCAUGUCUAUUGCUGAACAAAUGGGCAGGGUCCUCCAACGCACAUCGAUCUCAGUGAAUAUUAAGGAGCGUCUAGACUUCUCGUGCGCGUUGUUCGGCGCGGACGGCGGGCUCGUGUCCAACGCCCCGCACAUACCUGUGCAUCUGGGGGCCAUGCAGGAAACUGUGCAAUAUCAGAUGAAAGUCCGCGGCGACUCGCUGAAGGCGGGAGAUGUGUUGCUUGCAAACCAUCCCAAAGCCGGCGGAUCACAUUUACCAGAUUUGACUGUUAUUACACCUGUUUUCCACAAGUCACAAUCUCGUCCGAUAUUCUUCGUGGCGUCCCGCGGCCACCACGCGGACAUCGGCGGCCUGACGCCGGGCUCCAUGCCGCCGCACUCCGUCUGCCUCGCGCAGGAGGGCGCCGCCUUCAAGUCCAUGCUGCUGGUGGACGGAGGAGACUUCAAGGAGAAGGAACUUACUGAAGAACUGAUGAGACCUGCCCAGGAACCAGGCUGUUCCGGUACCAGAAACUUAGCUGAUAAUCUGUCCGAUUUGAAGGCACAAGUCGCUGCUAAUCAGAGGGGUAUACAGCUAGUAAGUGAACUGAUUGACGAAUACGGCUUAGACGUCGUGCAAGCGUACAUGACGCACAUACAGAACAACGCCGAGCUAGCAGUCAGGGACAUGCUUAAGGAGAUAGCCCGCAAUGCCCUAGCCAAGUCUGGUACAACAGUGCUCAAAGCGACCGAGUAUAUGGACAACGGUACCCCGAUAACUCUAACCGUCACUUUGGACGAGAAGAAAGGCAGCGCCAUCUGUGAUUUUACUGGUACUGGUGUAGAAGUGUGGGGCAACCUGAACGCUCCGCGCGCCAUCACGCUGUCAGCGCUCAUAUACUGUCUGCGCUGCAUGGUCGGACAUGAUGUGCCUUUGAAUCAGGGCUGCCUGAACCCAGUACAAGUGAUAAUCCCGGCCGGCACGAUCCUGGACCCGUCCGAGAGCGCAGCCGUCGUGGGCGGGAACGUGCUCACCUCUCAAAGGAUCGUAGACGUCGUCUUGAAGGCUUUCCAAGUGUGUGCAGCGUCACAAGGCUGCAUGAACAAUCUGACUCUGGGCGAGGAAGACUGGGGAUAUUACGAAACUGUGGCUGGAGGCAGCGGCGCGGGCCCGGGCUGGCACGGUUCCGGAGGUGUCCACACCCACAUGACCAACACCCGCAUCACGGACGUCGAGAUAGUCGAGAGGAGGUACCCCAUGCUGGUCACCAAGUUCUCUCUACGAGCGGAAUCUGGGGGCAGAGGUCGUUGGAACGGCGGUGACGGUAUCACCAGAGAGCUGGUGUUCCGCCGCAACGUGCAGCUGUCAGUACUCACCGAGCGACGCUCCUUCCAGCCUUAUGGCAUGAACGGUGGUGAACCCGGUGAGCGCGGACUAAACUUGCUCCAGCGAGUAGAUGGGAGACUUAUAAACCUCGGAGGGAAGGCGUCCAUACAUGCGUACCCGGGGGAUAAAUAUAUAAUGAACUCUCCAAGCGGCGGGGGCUACGGGCCUGCAUCAAACAGCGCCAACACAGACGAACAAACACACAAACAAGCAAGCUUCUUAGAGCGAGGCAGCGUGUUCGAGUACAGAAGUGCUCAGGAAUCUGUGUAACA